Gastrolobium bilobum is the source of this 1798-nucleotide messenger RNA. RefSeq names its product E3 ubiquitin-protein ligase DA2L-like. The record is from RefSeq and is a predicted model, not a curated record. Gene Ontology annotation, cellular component: cytoplasm. The coding region runs from base 169 to 1449 and encodes 426 amino acids. Lineage: Eukaryota; Viridiplantae; Streptophyta; Magnoliopsida; Fabales; Fabaceae. The transcript has 9 exons.
AAUGUUAUUACAUCUCACUACCUUUCUCUCUCUAACCCUCAAUGUUAUUACAUCUCACUACCUUUCUCUCUCUAAAACUCUUUCACUCCCUCUCUCUCUUCUGCAACGAUUUAAGAAUUUAAAUUUCUUGAGCAUAAUCGGCAAACAAGAAGAGCUGAAUUUUGUUGGAUGGGUAAUAAACUCGGGAGGAGGAGACAGGUGGUAGAUGAAAAAUAUACAAAGCCACAAGGGUUGUAUACUCAAAAAGAUGUGGACCAUAAGAAGCUAAGGAAGCUAAUACUUGAAUCAAAGCUUGCACCUUGCUAUCCUGGAGAUGAAGAAACUGCUUACGAUCUCGAAGAAUGCCCAAUUUGCUUUCUGUAUUAUCCAAGUCUAAACCGAUCAAGAUGUUGCACGAAGAGCAUUUGUACAGAGUGCUUUUUGCAGAUGAGAGUUCCAAAUUCAACUCGGCCUACACAAUGUCCCUUCUGCAAAACGGCAAAUUAUGCUGUGGAGUAUCGUGGUGUGAAAUCAAAAGAAGAGAAGGGAUUGGAGCAGAUUGAGGAGCAACGUGUUAUAGAAGCAAGAAUUAGGAUGCGGCAGCAGGAACUUCAGGAUGAAGAGGAAAGAAUGCAUAAAAGACUAGAAAUAAGCUCUGAAAAUGUGAAUGUGGCAGUUGCAGAUGUUGAAUACAGCUCAAAUGCAGUGACUGCAUCAUCUUCAACUUCUGUUGUUGAACUUGAUGAAAUUGUUUCUUCUCAAGACUUGUGUGCCACACCAAUGGUUAGACCACCUCCAGCUGCUAGGACCAAUAGAGAUGAUGAAUUUGAUGUUGAUCUUGAGGACAUUAUGGUCAUGGAAGCAAUCUGGCUUUCCAUUCAGGAGAAUGGCAGGCAGAGAAGUUUAUCUUGUGCUGAUGCCGCUUCUGGACACUAUGUAGCCGAUGGUCGCUAUGUUUCAUCUGUCAAGGGUCCACAGGUUGAAUCAUCCUCGUCCCCAUCUGGGGGUCUUGCUUGUGCCAUUGCAGCUCUUGCUGAGCGUCAACAAAUGGCUGGAGAAUCAUCUAUGAGCUCCACCAAUGAAAAUUUGUCGUCAUUCAACACGUUACAGGGUUCCAGAAGGUUUUAUAACAGGCUUGGUAGAGAUAUGGUUAGUUAUCCACCUACAGACAACCUCAAUGAGGUGCCACCAGAUGAUGCUGUGGCGAUGACCAGGAGUCAUGGUGAAUGGGACAUAGACCAUGGGCCACAGGUGGAUGAAACAGAAACUAGCUAUGCAAACCCUGUUGCAGCAGAAGAUGGUGGUGUUCUAUCUUCUUUGCCCCAGUCUGAUGACAUUGAUGGCAACCUCCAAAGUGCCACCGACCCUAUUGUUCCUGAGAGCUUUGAGGAACAGAUGAUGCUAGCUAUGGCUGUCUCUUUAGCUGAAGCUCAAGCCAUGUCAAGUGGACAGAGUGCUUCUUGGCAGUAGUUUUUGUUUUGAGUACUGGUUUAAUCUUUCUUAAAGUGAUGAUGCUUGCCUUGGCUAUUUGGCAAGCCGAGUCCUGGGUUGGGAGUUUGAGCGGUGUUCUCUUCUCACACGAAUUUAUAUAUACAGAUGUCAAAGGAAAACUAAUGAUUCUAGUUGGUGAAAGGUUGCUGCUUAAUACCCCCUUUUUUUUCACUUUUGUGCGUGAUGUCCUCUCCCUUCCCUCUCAUUGGUUUUCUGUAAAUAGUUUUUUGGAAGUUUUAUUAGUCUUCGAUAGAUGUCUUUUCAUUCUUACACCAAUAUAAGGUACAUUUUAGACAUGUACUGAACAGGAAAGGAAAUUAAAUGUGUA